Messenger RNA from Cyprinodon variegatus (sheepshead minnow), 1464 nucleotides. Its product is annotated as keratin, type I cytoskeletal 13-like. The record is from RefSeq and is a predicted model, not a curated record. Gene Ontology annotation, molecular function: structural molecule activity. Bases 54 to 1367 code for a protein of 437 amino acids. NCBI's taxonomy places the organism in Eukaryota, Metazoa, Chordata, Actinopteri, Cyprinodontiformes, Cyprinodontidae. The transcript is spliced from 7 exons.
UCCACUCUCUCAUCUGCAGCUUAAGCUCAAACACCUCCUGAACCUCCUUCAGCAUGUCUUUCACCACCAGGUCUCUUGGCGGCGCCCGCAUGGGCGGCGGCAGUUUAGGCAGCCUGAGGAUGUCCUCUGCCUCCUCAGCCAUGUCCAUGUAUGGCGGCGGCCGCAGCGCUGGUGGCGGAGGUGGAGGAGCUGCGUACAGCUUUGGCUUUGGUGGCGGCGCAGGUGGCGGCGCAGGUGGUGGCUUUGCUGCCGGCUUUGGUGGCGGCGCAGGCGGUGCUGACAACAUGAACAUCUCUGCCAACGAGAAAGCCACCAUGCAGAACUUGAACGACCGUCUGGCUACCUAUCUGGAGAAGGUACGCAAACUGGAAACAGCCAAUGCAGAUCUGGAGAAGAAGAUCAGGGAGUUCCUGGAGAAGAAGACCUCUCCAUCUUCCAAAGACUACAGUGCCUUCUAUGCAACUAUCACAGAUCUGCGAGGAAAGAUCCAGGAUGCCACCGUAUUCAACGCUGGAAUCUACCUUAGCAUCGACAACGCUAAGCUGGCUGCUGAUGACUUUAGGACCAAGUAUGAGAAUGAGCUUGGCAUGCGUCAGUCAGUGGAGGGAGACAUCGCUGGGCUCAAACGGGUCUUGGACGAAAUGACAAUGAGCAGAUCAGACCUGGAGAUGCAGAUCGAGGGUCUGAGGGAGGAGCUGAUCUACCUGAAAAAGAACCACGAGGAGGAGCUGAUGGCCUUGCGCACUCAGAUGAGCGGCCAGGUGAAUGUGGAGGUGGAUGCUGCUCCAGGAGAAGACCUGAGCAAGAUCAUGGAGGAGAUGAGGGAGCACUAUGAGGCUGUCGCCGCCAAGAACCGCAAGGAGCUGGAGGCCUGGUUCCAGAGCAAGUCAGACAGCCUCAACAAAGAAGUUGCCCAAAGUACAGAAGUUCUACAGUCAACCAAGUCAGAGAUCUCAGACCUAAAACGGAUGCUGCAGGCGCUGGAGAUUGAGCUGCAAUCACAACACAGCAUGAAAGCUGGUCUGGAAGCAACACUGGCCGAGACCCAGAACGGCUACGCCAUGCGCUUGAGCGGUUUCCAGAUGAACGUUACGCAACUGGAAGAGCAGCUGAUGCAGCUGAGAGCUGACCUAGAACGGCAGAGACAGGAGUACCAGGCACUUCUAGACAUCAAGACCAGGCUGGAGAUGGAGAUCGCAGAGUACAGGAGGCUGCUGGAUGGAGAGUCAGAUAGCAGUUCCUCCUCCACCACCACCACCACCGUUACCUCCACCGCCCCGGUAACCACCACAACCACCAGAUACGUGGUCGUAGAGGAGGUGUUGGUGGAUGGAAAGGUGGUGAGCACAUCGACACAGGAGGCCUAGAGGAGUCCAGCAGGGGGUGCUGUCUCAGAAACAAACACAGAAACCAAAUAUUUCUCUGGUGCUUUAAAAAUAAAAGCAAUAAGAAUUUAAAAAAAAA